Tricharina praecox is the source of this 1452-nucleotide messenger RNA. RefSeq lists its product as uncharacterized. Gene Ontology annotation, biological process: fungal-type cell wall organization. Gene Ontology annotation, cellular component: plasma membrane; fungal-type cell wall. Lineage: Eukaryota; Fungi; Ascomycota; Pezizomycetes; Pezizales; Pyronemataceae. The coding region runs from base 225 to 1394 and encodes 389 amino acids. The transcript is spliced from 3 exons. The record is from RefSeq and is a predicted model, not a curated record.
CCCUCUUCCUCUUCCUCUUCUCUCUUCAGUCUCUCGUUGAUCAUCUCACCCGCUUAACUUGCCAACCUUCUCCUCCUCCUCCUCCUCCUCCCAACAUCUCUCCACCUACACCUCUCCAACACACACCUCGAGAGUAAACACGUCGGCCUCACCUCGCCAACCCCCCUUGCAUCACUCAUACACCUCUUGUAAUUAAUCCGGCUCGAAAACUACACACAAUCACAAUGCUCAACAUCAAGAGACUGUUGUUCGCCGCCCUGGCCGUGGGAAUGGUUGCUGCCCAGUGUGACGAGGAUAUCGAGAUCCAGAGCGAUGGAGACGUCAGCCAACUCGACAGCUGCUCGCGGUUCGACGGGUCGAUCAACAUCAAGAAGGGUGUCGCGAACAUCAUUUUCCCGACCAGCGUGUCCAGCAUCACCGGUGACUUGAUCAUUGACGGUGCCGUCGGCCUCACCGGCUUCUCGGCUCCCGGCCUGAAGACCAUCGGUGGAUCCUUCAAGCUCAACGGAUUGACCGUCCUGUCCACCCUGUCUUGCCCCGAGCUCGUUUCCGUCGGUGACAUCGCAUGGAGCACCCUGCCUGCCCUGCAGUCGCUUUCUUUCACCAAGAAAGUCAGCAAGGCCAACACCGUCCUGAUCACGGACACCUUGUUGACCUCGCUCGAGGGCAUCAACCUGGUCACUGCUGAGCGUUUCAACAUCAACAACAACCGUUACCUGAGGAGUGUCAACGUUGCUCUCGGUAACGUCACGGAUGUGUUGAUCAUCGAGGCCAACGGAAAGGGUGUCAACGCUUCGUUCCCCAACCUCAAGUGGGCCAACAACAUCACUGUCCGUGAUGCUGGUGAUGUCUACUUCCCCGUCCUCGAGGAGGUCAAGAGCACCGCUGCCUUCGUCAACAACACCUUCGAGACCGUUUCGUUCCCUGAGCUCACCCAGGUUGGCGAGUCGCUGGCUUUCGUCUCUUGCUCUCGUUUGACCAAGAUCUCGGCCAACGAGCUCGAGGAGGUUGGUGGUACUUUCCAGCUUGCCAACAACACCAAGCUCGCCGUUGUCGAGGACUUUGACAAGCUCGCCGUUGUCGGUGGUGCCGUCGAUAUCUCCGGUGUUGUCACCAACGUCACUCUUCCUUCCCUGGACGACGUUCGUGGUGGCUUCAACCUCCAGUCUACCGAGGAUGUUUCCUGCGACGAGUUCAACGAUCUUAAGAGCUCUGGCGUGAUCAAGGGAGACGACUUCACCUGUGCUGGAAAGAAGGAGACUGCUGAGUCCAAGACCGGUGGCCUCGGAACUGCCGGAUCCGGUAGCACUGACAACGAAUCUGCUGCCGCCACUUUCGGUGCCAGCAUGCUCGUCGCCUUCGUCGCUGGUGUCGCCGCGAUGGUUGCUUUGUAAAUGUAAUCCGCUGGGGUUUUGUUUCUUGUGUGUGUGUGUGUUUUUUUUUUUUUUUUUU